Hyalella azteca is the source of this 2178-nucleotide messenger RNA. RefSeq lists its product as uncharacterized. Bases 822 to 1391 code for a protein of 189 amino acids. Lineage: Eukaryota; Metazoa; Arthropoda; Malacostraca; Amphipoda; Hyalellidae. The record is from RefSeq and is a predicted model, not a curated record. The transcript has 3 exons.
UUGUAUCUGUUUUCAUUCAAAAAUAAAAACAACAGUGUUCAUGAGCGAGGAAGGUGUUGAUGAGCAGGUUUCAAGCUGAUUAAUUUCUGCAAUGUCGACGGUGAUUGGAGCGGUCAUUGUCCGAAAACUGUAAGAAUACCGUCGGAAUACCGUUUACUGCCGUGAUGACGCGAUCAAAUUCAGAUUGUGGCAGCAGUACCACCGGGUAGCUGGUCUGACCAAUUGUCUUCGCAUAAAUUAACUGUCCUGAGUGUUGCUCGUAUCUCAGUGCCUGUAUACCAUUUGUCGCCACAUUGAUGGUCGCUCCUUGCUUAAACCAAUUUCUAAUGUACGAGUCCGAGACAAUAAUCGUACCUCAGUCCAUUCCGAGGAGACUAAAGAAAUGAAUAGAAAUAUGCUAUUAAAAUGAACCGUUAUAGAAAACUGACAAUAAAAGCAAAUUUCUAUAACGUUGAAGUAAGCAGGAAGAGUAUUGAAUAAAAAAAUCAGCCUGGUGCUGCUGGCGUAAAAUUAAGGUAUCGGUAUCUGUUUACUUGUGAAUUUUUUGGACUGCUUUCGUGAUUGACACUCUCUCCGUAGACUUGUAUAUUGAGUAUGUUCUUAGUGCAAAUUUUUUUUAUUAUUUCAGUGCUGCGGCUGAAGUAGAAGCCCCUUGUGACGUAUCUGAUGCUGCAGAAGGGACCCGUCAUGCUUCAGUAGAGGAACGUUUAAGUGCCAUUGAAAGAGAACAAAUAUCACUUCGAAAACAACAAAAGAAGACACUUUUUGUUGAAAGGGAAAACAACAUAUUGCUCAAGGAGCUUCAUGAGAGCAUUCUUCAAAUGAUGAGGAAGCCAAUACCACUGCAAGAGCCUGAUAUUGGACCUGCGAAUACCCUACAAGAGCUGUCCGUCCUGCUAGCUACGGAGGAAGUAGUCAGUUCGUUACCAAAAUACGAAGCUGGAUCACUCAUGGCGACUCUUCGAGCGAUGGUCAAGCGUCUUAUGACGCGUAAUCUUGCAGUCACAUUCUCUUUCACCGGUUUAGAUAGAAAAAGAAUGAGAACCAAACUGAGCUUUAAGAAACAUGACAUUUACAGAAUUCUUCUAGGCGCAAUUGAUGCUACCUCCUUUGGACAAUGUCCUCGUAAAGAUAUAGACCGGGCUCUGAUAAACGUGUUGAAAAACGUUGGAGAUUGGGACAACUUUAGAGGCAAUCUUCGAAAAAAUGACGAACAGAAACAUCCAAAAACAGGCGACGAUGCUAGACUAGAUUUCCCGUCUUGCGAGCAAGAUCCGCAUACGGAGCAAAGCUGUUCUACGGUGUCACCUGAAGUUUCGUCUCCAAACCAUGUCUACUGCAGUCAAAUCGUACCCAGUAACUUAUUGGUGGAAAUGCACUUAGAAAAUUAGGAAAUCGAACUAGGAGCGAAUUCUGGUUUAAGUACAUUUUGCUAUUUGAAAGAGCCAGAGCUCAAUUACCUUAUUUUCUUGAUUAUAAAUAUACGAAGUUUAACUAACCUGCUUCAGUUUUGUGAAUCUUUUGCCAAAGGAUAGCUUUUACUUCGCCCUUGUUUAGACGAAGUAUUAUUGAAGACUAGCGAAUUUUUAAGUCUGGUUUCAAGUAUUUUUUUAGAACUUUUUUUUCUGUGUCAGCUCAAUGUUUCGAUGUAUUUAUAAAUGGUGUGCAAGAGGCUAACAGCUUGAAGCUUAUUUCAAGUUUUCCAUAACGACGACACCAGUCUGAGAAAAUACUGGAAGAGGUAUAAGAAUUGGAAAAUCGUAUCUACAUUCCUCAAAAACACAUGCUUUGUGUUAUUUGGAUUGCUAAUAUUGACAGCUCAGUCGCAUACAUUAGCUCCUCCGGCGCUGUUGAUUUUGUGCUCUGCUACUCUACCUGCUACUCUGUUGUGUCACCCCCCAGCGGCGUUACCAUUCCCCCUUCUACGGGUGUCGCCUCGCAACCCAUCAUGUUCUGUCUUAAAAUUUCCUUUGCUUUAUAAUUCAAUCUAAUUUGCUUUAUUUUCUCCGUCGCAGACGUCACUCCACAGUCAGCUGCGCUGCUCUUUGUUCAUAAAAAACAGCAUUGACUUCUAGUUUUUUGUAUUAUCUUUCACUAGCAACUCCUUAACCUUUAUUUCCUAGCUUCGUUACAGCUGAUUAAAUAUGUACAAAACUUUUGCAAAUAACAUAUGGCUGA